GGAUAUUACUACUACUGCAUGGACCGGUGCAGCACCAGCAGCAGCAGCACGGAGACGCUCACAUAGACGCACAGCAAAACCAAAAGAGGAGCUGACUCGCAGACACCGAACUGUGAUUUAUUGGACUGAUCAUUUUUUAUCCACUCUUUUAGAAAUCAAUUAGCUCUUCUCAAAAAGUAGGGUGUCGAUUAUAGGGGCCGGCAUUGUAUUUUCCCCCCUUUUGGAGUUUGUUACUUGAACUCACCUUGCAGGUACAUUUUUGGACCAACGUUGGCACAAUAGUCAGGUAAACAAGAAAGGGAGUGAUAUAUUUUGUAAAAAAAAAAACAAAAAAACAACCAAAAGUCACAUUUGAAAGAAAUCGAAAUCACAAAUUUUGCCAGUGUAAUUAAAAUAAAAACCAUGCAUAUGCAGCCACAUCUUCCUCGGCAAUAAAAUUAUCCUGUUGAUUUUUUGGCGCUCUAAAUCAGCUUGGAGACUUUUUUACAGUAAACAAAUAGCGAAUCAGAGGCUUCACAUGUGUUGCAGAGUAGGCUUUACACGAAUAGGAAGGCGGCAAAGUGUGGUCUCUUUAUGUCAUGCAAAGUGCAGAAUUGACGUUUAGCUUUUACUUGGUGCAUAAAGAUUUGUUGUAGAUAAACAUCUUGAACUUUCAAAUUUAUAGUUUGCAGCUAUUCUUUAUAAAAUACAGUGGAAUUUGAUUUUUAAGUCAGUUUAAUUAUUUGGCAGUACCGAAAUGCACUGAUACAUAAGGCUAUAGUUUAUUUUUUCUAAAUUGUAUGUGUUUCUAAACCAGAUUACUUUUAAAUGCAAAAAAAAGAAAAAUGAAUAAAAUCCGAUUUUUUUAUUUCUGAGGAAAUGUGCACAAAUAAUCUAGAGUAGGACCUCUUGCAAAUAGCUUUUAGACGUUAUUUCUAAACAAACCCUCCUUAACUUUGUGAGAAAAUGUGGUUCAUUAGACUACUGUCUAUUUUCCUCGUCGUCAUCACAAACACGUGGCCGCUCAGCCCGGUUCGAUCCGAUGCCCUCAGCCGGCACAAGCGCUCCUUGGCCCGGCGGGCAGACAGCGAGCUGUCCGGGAUAGCAGCAGGUGAACCCUGCUUCGUCUCACCCUACCGACGGCAACCCCGCGCUCUCUCCCCGGCGCUAAAGCGCCCUCCAGCGGACCCGUCGAGGACGUCCACAAGUCGGAGAGCGCCCUUCACCGUCGCAGGCGGUCGAGAGGUUUGUCCCGGCGGAUGCGGGCUUGACACCGGGCUGCGGGACAUCGCUCCGGUGGGGCGAGACAAAAGAGGCAGGGGUGAUACCGAAGACCUGGUAGAGGGAGUGGGUGGAAACCCGACAUUAUUGAAACGGUUGUAUGAAAACAACUUUCGAAAUGAGGAAAGGGAGUUUAAUUAUGUCGGCGAAGAUUCCCCACACCCGCCUAGGAAGUCCGGUGGUACAGAUACAGAGGAGAGAGUUUCUCAUGGCUCUCGCUCCAGGGCUCCCCGCAGCCUCGAAGUGAAACUUCUCUACGAGAAAGAGAACAACUCCAGCUGGGAGAAAGUUCCUCUUGAGAGCUCUACGGUUCACAGGGGGCUUCCGGUCCUCCGUAGACUGAGGCAAGAUCAUGGAGCUGGAGACAACCAGUCGUCCACUGUGACUCUGGUGGAUGCUGUUGCUACGGCUGACUACUCUGGGGAGAUAGAGGAAGCAGAUGACGACUCUCCCUUUAACAGCUGGGGCACCCCCUUGCCGAGAGUGCCUCCUUCCUGGAUGACAGCCCUGUACUUUAACGGGCACCGCGAGACUCUGAGGGUGAAACUGGCCGAGGGAGUCGAGCUGCCACGGGACAAGUUCAGUGUGGAGCUGUGGGUGAAGCCAGAAGGCGGGCAGAGCAACCCGGCGGUCAUAGCAGGUGUGUUUGACAACUGCUCCCAUUCGCUCAGUGAGAAGGGCUGGUCGGUUGGCAUUCGCACCGUGGAACCAGCAGGCACCAAAGACGCUCGGUUCUACUUCACGCUUCGCACAGACCGAGCUCUAAAAUCAACCACCAUCUACAGCCACCACCGGUACCGGGCUAAUGUCUGGACUCAUCUGAUGGUCACAUACAAUGGUUACAACAUGACCCUGUAUGUUGAUGGGGCUAAGAUGGGGGAAAGUAGCCUCCAGUCAGGGAAUCUCUACAGUCCCUUCAUGCAGACCUGCAGAUCUCUGUUUCUUGGCAGUAAACAACCUGAUCUGGGUCAGAGCUUUAGGGGCCACAUUGGAGGAGUGGUCCUGUGGGGCUAUGCUCGCUCCCAUGAGGACCUUCAGAAACCACCACUUCAAAUCGACUUGAAUGAGCCAGUUUUGGCAAUGUGGGCUGAUUUCACCAGUGUGGAACGGCUGUGGACCCAAUACAAAACUGCACUUCAUCCAACUGUCAUCACCACUCCUGUACCGGAGCAAGAACUUGUCUCCUCCUUUCUCCCGCCAGCAUGUGGCGUGACACAGUGCGACAACACAGACAUCAUCUCUGGCUACAACAACAACUGGCAUCUCCUUACCCCCAAACGCAUUCGCUACCGGAUUGUCAAUCUCUUGGAUGAUGACGGUAUGAAUCCAACGGUGACACCAGCCCAGAUCCAGGUCCAGCAUCAGGCUCUAAAUGAGGCGUUUCUGCCUUACAACAUCACCCUAGAGCUGAGUGUCCACACUGUGAAAAACUCCAGUCUCCGGCAGAGAUUCAUCCUGAGCAACUGUCGGAUUGGUAAGAUUGGGAACCGGCAGUGCGACCCCGAGUGUGACCACCCAAGGACUGGCCACGAUGGAGGCGACUGCCUCAGGCUAGGCCACUGUUAUAACUGGAAAAGGCAGGAUGGUGUUUGUGACAUGGAGUGCAACACCAUACACUAUGACUAUGAUGAUGGAGACUGCUGUGAUCCAGACGUCACAGAUGUCGUUAAGACCUGCUUUGAUCCUGAAUCUCCUAACAGGGCUUAUAUGAGCGUUAAAGAACUAAAGGAUAAAUUAAACCUGAGCAGCGACACACUCAAUGUGUUUUUUGCCAGCAACUCGAUGCGAGAAGAGCUGGCAGGAGCAGCAACGUGGCCAUGGGCAAAGGAGGCUCUUACACACCAAGGUGGGAUGGUUCUCAAUCCAUCCUACUUUGGUACAACGGGCCACCAGAACACAAUGAUCCAUGAGAUGGGGCACAUAUUUGGGCUGUACCACGUCUUCAAGGGAGUGAGCGAGCGGGACUCCUGUGACGACCCAUGCCAGGAGAUAAUCCCCUCAAUGGAGACGGGGGAUCUGUGUGCUGACACUGCACCAACCACCAAAUCCAAAGCCUGCCAUGACCCCGAGGCUGUCAACGAUACAUGUGGAUUCACCAUCUACCAUAACACGCCUUACAGCAAUUACAUGAGUUACACAGAUGACAACUGCACCAACCACUUUACUCCUAAUCAAGUAGCCAGGAUGCACUGUUAUCUUGAUUUGGUCUAUCAGAAGUGGCUGACGGACAAUCAUCCUGCCCCUGUCCCGCUUCCCCCGAUAGUGACUGGCCAAAGCACCAACUCUGUUUCCAUAUAUUGGCUCCCACCCAUGAGAGGGUCACUUUAUCAAAGCCCCUCAUUCCAUGCUUCUGGCAUCGACUGUGGAGCCUGCGAGAAAGACGGCGUCUUCCACCAGUACGCCUUUCAGGCCUCCUCACCUCGUAUCUGCGACACGUCAGGCUACUGGACACCUGAAGAGGCAGUGGGGCCGCCUGAUGUGGAGCAACCUUGUGAACCCAGUCUCCAGGCCUGGAGCCCUGAGCUCAGUCUCUAUGACACUAACGUGACGUCACCAUGCCCUGAAACGGAGGGCUGCACCCUCACACUACGAUUCCUGCACUCUGUCAUUCCACACAGACUCACACUCUGGGUAACCUAUUCCUCCUCAAUCUCAGGCAACCCUGCUGUAGCCAACAUUGAGCUAAUUACAGAUGCGGGGAAUGGCAUUUACCUUGGACCACAGCAUGUCUUCUGUGACAUGCCCCUGACAUUGCGCCUUGACACCAACAACGUGGCAAUAUCUGCCAUCAAACUCUGCACCUUUGAUGAGAAAAUGGAGAUAGAUGCCGUCAUGUUGUCCUCCGGACCCAGCAGUCCUCUUUGCUCCGGCUGCCAACCCGUGCUGUACCGAGUUCAGCGCCAGCCGCCCUUUACCAGCAAAUCCCCUCCACCUCAGAUGGAGCAAACGUUCACCGACAGCUCUGUUAUUCGGGGAGUGAAGUACCAGUACAUGAUCCAGGUGGAAACGGGCCGUCUCCUCAGCCUCCCUUCUCCGCCUCUUGUCUAUACAUAUGGACAGGCCUACUGUGGGGAUGGUGUCAUACAGGGGAUAGAGGAGUGUGACGACAGCAAUCUGUUAGAUGGUGAUGGCUGCUCUAAGAAAUGCUACAAGGAGAUGGGCUUCAAUUGUCAUGGUGAACCUAGUCAGUGUUAUGUAUUUGACGGUGAUGGUGUCUGUGAAGAAUUUGAGCGGGAUUCGAGCGUGCAAGACUGUGGUUACUUCACACCUUUGGGCUACACAGAUCAGUGGGCAUCAAGUGCCUCUGCUUCCCACCAGGACCCCAACCUCUGCCCUGCCCAAGCUGCCACAGGAGAGCCAUCCUUUCCCAAGCUUUGUAGUUUUCAGCACCCGGAGGUGAGCGAACUAAACUCUGAUGCCUGGUUUCCUUGCACCGCUAAGUCUGACACAAAUAAUGGCCUGGAACAUUCUUAUUGGAUAAAGGUGGGGUUCCUCCAUCCUGGUGUGGCAGCAGCUGUGAUGGUUUAUUUGGCCUCAGAUGGUUCGUGGUCUGGGGAGCCAUGGAGAAAGACGGUCACCAUCCUCCUGUCUGACGCCAGUGGCAAGAAUCACUCACUAGGCACACACGUCCUCUCAUGCUAUCGAAGCCCACUGGUGGUGAAUGUGACCCAUGAUCUCUCUCAGCCCUUCUUCCUCACAUUCUCUGUUAUCCUGCUCUUCUCGUCCCCCUCUGUGGCAGUGAGAGCAGUGGCUCUGAGGACAUCCUGCCACUUCAGCACCUUCGCCCUGACCGGUUGUCUGCGGCAGCCUUGUCAGAUUGACAGCUGCAGUCCUCCACAGAUUCAGCACGCCUCCAUCAGGUGUACAGGAGGAGGGGAAGCCUCCCGUUGCUCUGUGAAGUGUCACCGUGGUUACAGUAUUACCGUCCUUAAUGGCAGGGGGACUCCACCACAUCAGAGAACCAUAGAGUUGGAGUGUUUUCUUGGUUCAUGGGAUCGUGUUGUCAGCUGUGAGCCCCUGGACUGUGGCCUUCCUGAUCAGUCUCAUGUGUACCAUGCUAUAUUCAGCUGCCCUUGGGGAACCACCUUUGCCAAACAAUGUUCCUUCACCUGUGGGCCCCCGGCCAUAUUACAAGGUGACAGUGAUAGGUUAGUGUGUUUGGAAGAUGGGCUGUGGUCUUUCCCAGAGGCCUACUGCAAGAUCGAAUGUCCGGAAGCUCCCAACAUUCCCAGUGCCAAACUGCUCACAGCAGACUGUCUGGCUUCAGGGCAUGAUGUCGGGUCCUUCUGCCGUUACAGAUGCACCUCAGGCUUCUACGUGGUGGGGAGUCUCAAAAAGAAGAAACCAAGGAAAUACUUCAAGUUAGAGUGCCUGGAGGACGGACAGUGGAAUGAAAAUACCUGUGAGCCAAUAUCCUGCCCAACCCUGCCGGAUGUGUUCCAGGGGUUGUACACUUGCACAAAUGGCCUCCACUACAACACUCGCUGCACCUUGCGGUGCCCGGAUGCCACAGAAAAUAGUGAAAUUCGCUGCACUAAGGAUGGUAAAUGGACAGCAGAGUUCACUAUGUGCUCCACGAUCCAGGGUUCAUGCUCUGCUCCCUCUGAUCUCAACUAUGUUGAGUACAGUUGUGACACGGGGAUGAAUAUCGGUGAUGUGUGCUACCCUACAUGUGUUGUCGCUCUGAACACGGACCUGCAUGACCCGGUGGUUCUGUCCAACGGAACUACACCUAGCAAUUUGAAGCACUGGAUGGUGCCUGCCACAGUACAGAGCAUAAUCUGCACCGGGAUGAUGAAGUGGUACCCUGACCUUGAAAACAUCCACUGUAUCCAGUCAUGUGAGCCUUUUGGAGGGGAUGGUUGGUGUGACACCAUCAACAACAGGGCCUACUGCCAGUAUGAUGGAGGAGACUGCUGCCCAUCCACGCUCUCCACCAGAAAGGUCAUCCAGUUUGGAGCGGACUGCAGUGAGGACGAGUGCACUUGCCGUGAUCCAGAUGCCGAAGAGAACAAGAGCAAAGUGAAACCCUUGGACUGAAGAGGUGGAUCUGGAGGAGGAAUGCAAUAAGACGCAGAGAUGAAAGGAAGUUGAACUUGUCUUAAGCAAAAGUCGAAUCACAUCACAUUCACCACAAGUAAAAAAAUAUCAGAUGUGUAUCAUUUUUUAAUACAAAGAUUACGACUAAUGUAAGACUAUACAAUAAAAGACCAUUUGUAAUUCAUUACCAGAUACUUUAUUGUUAAACUGCAUCCAGUAAGUCAUUCCAUUAAAAUAACAUCCACAUAUUAUACAUUUUUGGGUUCCUAGAAGGUCGUAGAAGGUUAUCUUCGGUGGAAGAUUAGAAAAGGUUGUUUUGGAGAUCGGAGCCUACACACUGAAGCUCUUCUCUAGAAAUAAAGCCAUCAUAAUUUAAUCAAAUCAAUGUUCUGAAUGAGCUCAAGUACCUUUCUGGAACUAAUUAGAGUUGGGGCGGAGAACCCUCCAGUUGUCAUGGCUAAAGGCUGCUUGAAAACAUGUGUAUAGAUUAACAUGUAUAGACCAUAUAUGUGCAUCAUCCAGUAUAUCCACAAAGCCAUCUAUUAGUCGAACAGGUCAUUACUAUAUUCAUAUCACAGUUCACGUUGUUAUUGUACUACUGGAUCAUGCAGCCGGGUUUCCAAAGCAGCAGUGCAUGGAAGUGUGUUUAGCUGCUCAAACAUGAGUUAGUCUUAAAUCUAAAUGAACAUUGUGUAAUUUCAAAUAUUGACUGUAAACACAUUUAUUAUCCUCUCUAUAUAAGUACCACUGGAAAAAAUCUGCACAUACGGUAAAGCUGUGAUGAACUGAAGUGUAGAAAGACAGUUCAUUCACUCAGCACAGACUUCAUAUGUGUAAUAGAGACAGAUUCUGGUGUCAGUAAACCCAUAUGAAGAAGUACCACAUCAGUAUGAAUAAAAGUAUAUUGUGAUAUUUUACCGUACUUUGUACUCUAUAUAAUAAAUUCCAACUUUAUAUAGACCUGAA
Molecule: messenger RNA, 7266 nt
Organism: Girardinichthys multiradiatus
Lineage: Eukaryota; Metazoa; Chordata; Actinopteri; Cyprinodontiformes; Goodeidae
Gene: pappa2
Product: pappalysin 2
Exons: 27
Coding region: 946-6300 (1784 amino acids)
Molecular function (GO): metallopeptidase activity
Source: RefSeq, a predicted model, not a curated record